CUGUGCCACCAUGGAAGUCCCACUAACUUGUUUUGUUUUUUGUUUUUUUUUUACAUCUUUAUUGGAGUAUAGUUGCUUUACAAUGGUGUGUUAGUUUCUGCUUUAUAACAAAGUGAAUCAGUUAUACAUAUACAUAUGUUCCCAUAUCUCUUCCCUCUUGCGUCUCCCUCCCUCCCACACUAACUUGUUUUAAAAGCAAAAACUCUCCCUCCUGUUGGAAGUCUGCUGCGCUAAAGAAAACAUGAUCAGUUUCUUCUCUAAUUCCUCAACCUCUAUUUUGUCCCCUCUUUACUCCCUCUAGAUUGAUAGUCUGCAGCUGGAAUGGAUUGGGAGCUGGAAAAGAAAAGUCAGGGACAAGAAGAGGCUAACAUGACUGGUACCGUUAUAAUUUAGUGAACCGCCCCUUUUCUAAAGAGGAGCCCAAAGGAAGACUGGUCAUCUCUUGCAGAUCUCAAAACCAUGGCUCAGUGUUUCACCCCUUAUACAUCCUGCUGCUUUUUGUUAACUCCAGCUUCUGACACCUCAGUCCAUUAAGGCUUCAGUUUUCUUCUGCUUAAGCUAUGAGCAGGUUGUGGAAUGCUGUUAAUCAAAAAUGCAGAAAUCUCCAAAUCUCACUAGGGAUCAGUGUCAUUCAAAGAUGUGACUGUGGACUUUAGUCAGGAGGAGUGGCAGCACCUGGAUCCUGCUCAGAAGAUGCUAUACAUGGAUGUGAUGUUGGAAAACUAUUGCCACCUCGUUUCUGUGGGGUGUCACAUGACCAAGCCUGAUGUGAUCCUCAAGUUGGAACGAGGAGAAGAGCCAUGGACAUCAUUUACAGGUCAUACCUGUUUAGAACAAAAGUGGAAAGCUGAAGACUUUUUAGUGAAAUUCAAGGAACAACAAGAUAAAUUUUCUAGAUCAGUUGUAUUAAUCAACCACAGAAAACUGAUUAAGGAGAACAGUAGUGCAUAUGAAAAGACAUUUACUUUAAGCAAAAACCCUAUUAAUUCAAAAAACCUACCUCCUGAAUAUGACACUCAUGGAAAGAUUUUUAAAAAUGUUUCAGAAUUAAUCAUCAGUAAUCUAAGUCCUACAAGAAAGAGACUUAGUGAGCAUAAUGGAUAUGGGAAAUCACUCCUCAAUACUAAGCCAGAGACAGCUCACUCUGGAGGCAAAUCCCAUAAUCAGUGUGGUAGGACUGUCAGUCAUAAUGAAAUGAUUAUGCAAUAUCAUGAGAUAGAAACUUCAGCACAGUCAUUUGGAUAUAAUGACUGUGAGAAAUCCUUCCUUAAAAAAGGAGGCCUAAUUACACAUAAUAGAGCUUACAGAAGGGAAAAACCAUCUGAAUAUAAUAAAAGGAGAAGAACAACCAAUAUUGAAAAAAAGCAUAUAUGCACUGAAUGUGGGAAGUCCUUCUGCAGGAAAUCAGUAUUGAUUCUGCAUCAGGGAAUUCACACAGAGGAAAAACCCUACCAAUGUCAUCAAUGUGGAAAUUCAUUUAGAAGGAAAUCAUAUCUCAUUGAUCAUCAGAGAACUCACACUGGAGAGAAACCCUUUGUUUGUAAUGAAUGUGGUAAGUCCUUCCGCCUAAAGACAGCCCUCACUGAUCAUCAGAGAACACAUACAGGGGAGAAAUCAUAUGAAUGUCCACAAUGUAGGAAUGCCUUCAGAUUGAAGUCACACCUCAUUCGUCAUCAGAGAACUCACACAGGAGAGAAACCAUAUGAGUGUAAUGACUGUGGGAAGUCUUUCCGCCAGAAGACAACACUCUCCCUACAUCAGAGAAUUCAUACAGGAGAGAAACCCUAUAUUUGUAAAGAAUGUGGGAAGUCCUUUCACCAGAAGGCAAAUCUUACUGUACAUCAGAGAACUCAUACAGGGGAAAAGCCCUAUAUUUGUAAUGAAUGUGGGAAAUCCUUCUCUCAGAAGACAACCCUCGCUCUUCAUGAGAAGACUCAUAAUGAAGAGAAACCUUAUAUUUGUAAUGAGUGUGGAAAAUCCUUCCGCCAGAAGACAACCCUUGUGGCACAUCAGAGAACACAUACAGGGGAAAAAUCCUAUGAAUGUCCUCACUGUGGGAAGGCUUUUAGAAUGAAGUCGUACCUCAUUGAUCAUCACAGAACUCACACAGGAGAGAAACCAUAUGAAUGUAAUGAAUGUGGGAAAUCCUUCAGUCAGAAGACAAAUCUCAAUCUACAUCAGAGAAUUCAUACAGGAGAGAAGCCCUAUAUUUGUAAUGAGUGUGGGAAGUCUUUUCGCCAGAAAGCAACCCUCACUGUACAUCAGAAAAUACAUACAGGGCAGAAAUCCUAUGAAUGCCCUCAGUGUGGGAAAGCCUUUAGCAGGAAGUCAUAUCUCAUUCAUCAUCAAAGAACUCAUACAGGAGAGAAACCAUACAAGUGUAAUGAAUGUGGGAAGUGCUUCCGCCAGAAGACAAAUCUCAUUGUACAUCAGAGAACUCAUACAGGGGAGAAGCCUUAUAUUUGUGAUGAGUGUGGUAAGUCCUUCAGUUAUAAGAGAAACCUUAUUGUCCAUCAAAGAAUUCACAAGGGAGAAAACAUGGUAAUGCAGUAAUAAAUGAUGUGAUUUCUUUGUGAAGCCUUUCUAAGUUAUUGUAAAACUUUAGUUUUUUAAAAAAGCAUGCUUAACAUGUGAAUAAGGUAAUUUUAAUCACAAAUGUAAUAAUAAUUAUUAACUUAAUGUACUAUACCACAUAACUAUUUAUCUACUGUUUACUAGCAUAUGAAAUGGAUAUGAUCAUUGAUAUUGAACUCUUAUCAGCAAUGAAGCUAAUUUUUUACGUUUUCAAGUUCUCCUGCUGACUCAGUUUAUUUUUUUAAUUCUUAUAUAAUACAUGCAGAAGCAAGAUACAAAGUGGUUUUAAGUAUCAGUCUCCAUAAGAGGAAGAAAUUAUGAAGUAUAUUUCUCAUUGCACUCUGCGGAAUAAAAGUUAGUUGUUACUUCCCCAAAGAUUACCACUUCUCUGGCUUUUAACAUGAAAUAGUUUUUGCAUGUCUUUAAACUUUAUAUUUUAUUAUACAUUACAAAUUUUUUGUCUUGUUUCACUCAACAUAUUAAAGAUUCAUACAUUAUUGCAUGUGGCAGUAGUGUAUUCAUUUUCAUUCUGUAUACUCUUCCAUUUUAAGAAUAUA
Globicephala melas (long-finned pilot whale) is the source of this 3131-nucleotide messenger RNA. RefSeq names its product zinc finger protein 567 (gene ZNF567). Gene Ontology annotation, molecular function: DNA-binding transcription factor activity; RNA polymerase II cis-regulatory region sequence-specific DNA binding. NCBI's taxonomy places the organism in Eukaryota, Metazoa, Chordata, Mammalia, Artiodactyla, Delphinidae. The record is from RefSeq and is a predicted model, not a curated record. Gene Ontology annotation, biological process: regulation of transcription by RNA polymerase II.